AUGUUAAUAGCUAUCUUUUUUACAAAGUUUGUAAAAAUGAACUCUGUAGAAAAUACUUUAAAAGAGCGAAAUAAUGAGAAUACAGUUAAUAUAGAAACCAAACAAGAUUCUUCUGAAAAUCAGAUUUAUCAGACAUUUAGAUUUCCAAAUAUAUUUAAUCUGUGUAAAAAAAGAGGAUUAUAUAGAAACAGAGAACCUGUUUGCAGACCUGUGUGUGAGCCAAGAUUUAGAUUUCGAAAUCGACAUGAAUUUGAUAUUAAAUCUGAAAGUGAUUCUGGUAGUAGACCAAAGUGCAGACCUGAAUGUAGACCAGGAUGUAGACCUGAAUGUAGACCCAGAUUUAAAUUUAUUCAUCAUAGGCGCAGAAAAAAUUAUUGGAGACCACGAUGUAGACCGAUUUGUGGACAAAGUUCAGAAUCUCAUAGCAGUUCUAUAUCAUAUAGUAGAGAUUCUAGCUCUAGCGAAAUUAGUAGCUUUAUUGACUGUAGGGAAAGGGAACCUGUAUGUCGACCUGUAUGUGGAGAACAGUUUCGCAUAAUGAGUAAUGAUCAAAAACAUCAAAGAAAGCUAGCCCCUGUGUGUAAACCAGUUUGUAGACCCAAAUCGACACACCGUUUUCACAAACAUAUAAAACGUAGAUGGAAAACUAAAUACAGACCAAAAUGGGAGCAGAUCUGCAAACCAGUUUGUGCACCAAAAAGGAGCAUUUUACAUAAACCCAAAAAACAUAAUUAUAAACCUAAGAAAAAGUUAUAUGUUCCUGAAUGCAAGCCAGUCUGCGUUAAUAAAUCUAAUAAACACCAUGAGUCAUAUUCUACUAGCAGAGAUAGCGAAAGCAAAUAUUCGAGUAGUGAAUAUUCUUACGAACAUUAUGAACCUACAUGUGAACCUUUAGAUGGACAAUAUAGGAUAAUGAGUGAAGAUAACAUCUUUACAAGGUCUAGGCGACUAUGUCGACCAAUCUGUGAACCCUUUCAAAGGUCUAAAUUUAAUAGAAGAUUUAAUGAUGAUUGCAGACCAGUUUGUGAACCCGACUGCAGACCACAGUGUGAUCCAAUUCUAAGAAGACGAAGAAGACACAGACAUGUUCGUGAAGUAAGAAACAGAAACACAGGAGGAUCUGUUACUGCUAUACGUCAGAUAAUAUUACAAGCUUCAUUUGAAGUAAAUAAACUUGCAAGAUUCUUUGCAGAAGAAAUCAAAGCCAAAUUACUUGAAGGCCUUCAGUUAAUAAUAACAGGUGCUGGAAAUAAAGCAACAGGAGAUUUUAAAAAACUAGAACAAAGAAUCGCAGAUGUUGUAAUAGAUAUUAAUAAAUGUAUUUUAAGAGAUACAGAUGCGUUGAUAACUAAUACAAAUGAAGAAAUUCUAAAUAUUUUAACAAUGAAUAUUAGAAAUGCUAAUAAAUUAAUCUUAUCUGACAUUGCAGCAUUAGUUGCUGCAACCAAACCACCACAGUCGCCUAAUAAGCAGCCGCUAGACAAAAUACUCGACAUCCUUACAAACAGAUUUAAUGAGAUUACAAUAGAAGUUCCAAAUAUCUUUAAAAAAUUUACACAAACAGAAAAAGCUUCUAUAGAAAAAAUUGUAAAUGACAAGAAAUCGGAAAUUAUUAAAGAAGUGACAAAACUCAUCGAAGAAUUUGAAAAGAGACUUGCUCGUCUCUUUGCAGAUUUGGCAGAAGAAGAAAUAAUAUUUAUAAGAAAUAUACUUGAUCAAAACGCAAGAAAAUUAUUAGUAGACUUGGAGCACAUUCUACAACAAAUAGGUGAAGGAAUUAUCAUAAUUCUUAAGGGAAGAAACUGCGAAUUUCGACCAUUAUUAUUUGGCGGUGAAAUUAGAGAAAACUGGAAUGUUAAUCAAGAAGAAAAUAUAUAA
Molecule: messenger RNA, 1878 nt
Organism: Vairimorpha ceranae
Lineage: Eukaryota; Fungi; Microsporidia; Nosematidae
Exons: 1
Coding region: 1-1878 (625 amino acids)
Source: RefSeq, a predicted model, not a curated record